CGGAGCUCUUUCCGUGGAUUAAAAACACAGGAAAGUGAACUUCUCUGCAGCUUCUUCAGGUCGGUGGGCUUUAAAAUAUAACAGAGCCUCGGUUUGGUUCUCCUCAGUUCUGGUUCUCCAGAGUCCUGGUUCUCCUGCAGUGAGCUCCUGACAGAGAGAACAUGUCCAAUGGGAAAGAGGCAAAUGCUGCAGAAAACUCCUCUCAGAUGACUCUGAAAGAGAGUCUGGAUGAAUGCAUGGAGGCUCUGGAUCUCUUCCUGAACAACCACUUCAGCGAGAGCCUGGAUAAACUGCGGCCGAGAGUGAAUGAGAGUAUGUACCACGCUCUUAUCUACGCCACAGUGCUGGAAAUGCAAGCCAUGAUGACUUUCCAGCCAGAAGACAUCAGCAACGCAGGAAAUACCAUGAAGAGUGCCCAGGAGGUCUGCCAGAGGUUUCGACGGAAGUCUGCAGUUUUAUCCAACAAGUCAGUAGGGGAAUCACUCACUGAAGUGCAGCUUCAUGCAGAAGCUUGUUACGCAGAGUGUCAACUCCAAAGAGCUGCCCUCACCUUCCUACAGGAUGAGAACAUGGUGAGUUUUAUCAAAGGAGGGAUGAAAGUGCGGAACAGUUACUUAAUUUAUAAAGAACUGCAUACCUUCACUAAAUCUCACAGCUGUAACAAAGGACCGAGCCACGUUCACUUAGAGGGGGGAAUAUCGUUUGGAAUAGGAGCGUUUAAUCUGACACUGUCUCUAUUUCCUCCUCGGAUACUCAAAGUGUUGGAGUUUGCAGGCUUCUCUGGCGACAAGGAGUACGGUCUGUCUCUUCUGCAUGACGGUGCGACGGGGAUGAAUCUGCGCUCCAUGCUGUGCGCUCUGCUAGUGCUCUGCUACUACACCUUCCUCACAGUCAUACUAGGUACGGGGGAGGGAGAUGUGACUGAAGCUGAAAAGCUGCUGAAACCUUUCCGGCUCCGUUAUCCAAGGGGAGCGAUAUUCCUCUUCUUUGCAGGCAGGACUGAAGAGAUCAAGGGGAACAUUGAUGAGGCUAUUGCGCUCUUUGAAGACGGCUGCAAGGCCCAGCAGGCGUGGAAGCAGUUCCACCACAUGUGCUACUGGGAGCUGAUGUGGUGCUACUCCUUCAAGCGAGACUGGAAGAUGGCGUACUUCUACGCAGACCUGCUGAGCAAGGAGAGCCGCUGGUCCAAGGCCAUGUACGUUUACAUGAAAGCUGCUUACCUCAGCAUGCUGCCUAUAGAAGAGUCCAGACCGUUCGGGGACAACGAGGUCGACCUCUUUAGACAAGUGCCCACCUUAAAGCAGAAGAUAGCCGGAAAAUCUCCCCCGACUGAGAAGUUUGCGAUCCGUAAAGCCCGACGCUACAAGGCUCGCUGCCCAAUCCGGCUGCCAGUGCCAGUGCUGGAGAUGAUGUACAUGUGGAACGGGUUCAGUAUGAUCAUCAAACGUCCGGAGCUGACUGAAGGCAUGAUGCAGACUUUGGUUGAGGCAGAGCGAUGUCUUCUGGAGUCUCCCGAGAAAGAGCAUCUGGUGGAUGACCGCUGUGUGAUCUACCUGCUGAAGGGUCUGUGUUUGAAGAACCAGGGUCUCCUGCAGGCUGCUGAGGAGUGCUUCAACAAAGUGUUUGCAAGUGAAAAGAAGAUCAAGUUCGACCACUACCUGGUGCCCAACUCUCUGGUGGAGCUCAGCCUGCUCUACAUCGCCCAGGGAAGAAGAGACGAGGCUAUCAAACUCCUGCACAAAGCCAAACAAAACUACAAAGAUUACUCAAUGGAGUCUCGUACUCAGUUCAGGAUUCACGCUGCUCUGGCCAAACUGAAGGCUGACCCUGGGGAGGAGGAGGACACACACAUGUAGGAGGAGAGGACACACACAAGUAGGAGGAGAGGACACACACAU
Molecule: messenger RNA, 1898 nt
Organism: Trematomus bernacchii (emerald rockcod)
Lineage: Eukaryota; Metazoa; Chordata; Actinopteri; Perciformes; Nototheniidae
Product: tetratricopeptide repeat protein 39A
Exons: 18
Coding region: 162-1856 (564 amino acids)
Molecular function (GO): protein binding
Source: RefSeq, a predicted model, not a curated record